Molecule: messenger RNA, 2769 nt
Organism: Eimeria mitis
Lineage: Eukaryota; Apicomplexa; Conoidasida; Eucoccidiorida; Eimeriidae
Product: subtilisin-like protease TgSUB2, putative
Exons: 10
Coding region: 1-2769 (922 amino acids)
Biological process (GO): proteolysis
Molecular function (GO): serine-type endopeptidase activity
Source: RefSeq, a predicted model, not a curated record
AUGGACAGAGCUGUCUUCUCAUCUCUUGCGGAUGAUAGGAACGCUGAGCCCUUCGGCUCCGAUCCUCUUAUGACCCGGAAGCCGGCGCCGGAGCAACGCUUCAGCGACGGGUCUUUGGGAGAGAAAACCCAAAUUCUGGCUGUCUCCCAAGGUGAUGAUGCAACCCCUAAAUCAGCUGUUCAAGGGCAGCAUAGGGAGCUACAUUCGAACUCCGGGUCACCCGUCGUUUCAGAAACUGCUACGCCCGCCGAUGCUGCUUUUGUCGUUGCUUCUGGGUCCGCUACCUCUGCUACGUCCGCUACUCUUUCAUCUGGCGUUUCCUCUGUUGAUUCGGAAGGUGAGAAACCUCCUGUAUCUAGGGAUAGGACACAGGAUGUCGGCGUGCAUCGAUUCGAUGCUGUGGAGGAAACGAACAGCGGGCAGGGGUCGAUGCUGGAUGAGAACACAGAAGCGCCGGCAACCACACGCGGCCGACCCACUAUGUGGACAUGGAAUCCGUUGAAUCCAGGGGACGAACCAACGGAAGCGGAGGACCUGAAGCACGAGGGCGUGCCUGGGGACUUCGUUAGUAUCCCAGUCCUCGAUCAGGCUGCAGGGCACCAGUCUGAGCAGGCAGAGGAUGUUGCAGCACCACAAACCGAAGCACCAGCAGAAGGAUACGACAACAGUGCCACUUCAUCGAAUAGCGCGGCCGCUUCAGGCCAAGCAGCAGAGGAAGAGCAAGAAGACACCAACCAGAAAAGCAGCAGCGGCAAGUACCGUAGACAGUUUGAAAAGAGAGUUGCAGAAAGCAGAACAAGCGAUCUUCCGGACGGAGAAUCCUCUUCUGCUUCUUCAAAAGGCAGCGAUCAGGCGAACGAGGAGUCCAACGCCGCGUCGCACGCUCCCGACGCCACCACCGUUGAUGGGUCGAUUUCGGAAUCGGAGUCUGGGUCGAUUGGACGGGGAUCCGCCAAAGAUAGUAGCAAUCAUAGCAGCACUGCUGACAACAGCAGUAAUAGUAACAGAAACGGGAGCAGCAGCAGCAGCACAACUGAGCAGGACGUUCUUUCGCACGCCGGGCGGAGUGGCUUUGACUCCUAUGAUUACCACACUAGUGGGAGGGGCGUCGCGCGUUCAAAGCGUCGCUCGCGUUUCGCCAGCCCUUCAGAGCUAAGCGGGGAGUCGGACGACUCUCUUUAUACUCCUUGGAGUCCAGUGACUGCUCGUACAGGUCGUUCGGCUUCGGGAGAGGCUGCGGUAAAAGAAGAAGAGACUGUCAGUCGUAAAACGGAGUGUGUGUAUAAGGUGGCGGGUGUCCGUAUUGACGCUUCCUACGUGGACACUGCAUGUACGGGUACUAUACAUGUUGCAUACCAAAGUGAGCAAGGAAAAUUCAUGCAGCGACGGCUGCUUCUGAGCAAUACAACGGAGGACCCCGUCACUGUUGUAAUGAAGACGGUCAACGCCAAGUUUAAAGCUUCCGUUCCCGCUUACAGUAGCUCCUACUAUCGAAGCUUCUCGGGACCGUACUCGUUCUUGCAAGGGGAAGAAGGCGGCGACACAGAUUCAACAACCACUGCAGCGGCAGAAGAAAAAGCAGCAGAUUACAUCAGAUCUAUGCUCAAGGAAAUGCGCAGAGUGCGACGGAAACUCCCAAAUCGCCCCUUGGACUUAGUUGUUGGCUUUACGAGCCCUCUUGACGGCAGCAGCGAGGGGACAGAUGCAGACGGGACAGCGGCCAGCUUCAUGCAGACAUCUGCGGGGGCGGCGCGGAUAGCGCAGUCAUGCGACGAGGUUCUUUCGGUGCUGGAGGACAGAGAAGGUUUCUCCUGCGAAAUUCUUGAGGCAGUUGACGUCAUCAUUUUGCAGUUCCCACCAUCUGCAGAUUUGUCCGACAAGGGCGAAGUGGAGAAGGUGCUGUCCAAGUUGUUGUCCCUCGAGGGGAGGAAUAUUCUCUUUUUUGAAGUUGCAAAGCCGGCUUCGCUCCAAAUGGCGCCUGUGGGAGAAGGGCUUCCCGACCCGCCCAAGAGGUUGACGGAAAAAUGGGCCUUUGUUCAGGCCAAGGAAGCCUUGCAAGAGCAGUGCUCAGCAGAGGCAACUGCCAAAACGCGCCUCCUGUCAGAGGAUGGCGACGCUGAUUCCCCGGUGGCUGCUAACCUCCCUCAAGACCCUGAUUUAGAAAAGCGUCUCUGGGGAAUGUACAGCGCGCGCUGUGUGCACGCCUGGCUGCAUGGAGAAAAAGGCCACAAGGAAGUUGUGGUGGCGGUAAUUGACUCAGGCGUGGCUAGCCAUCCUGACUUAGACGAAAAUAUUUGGCACAAUGCUGCCGAGUCAGCCGACGGAGGCGAUGAGGACAAUAACGGAUUCAUAGACGACACGGACGGCUGGAAUUUUGCAGAUGAUUCGAACCAUGUCGUCGAUACAAACGGACACGGCACCCACGUGGCAGGCACAGUAGGGGGCGUAGCCAACAACAAAGACAUCGUCGGCUGUUCGCCGCUCGUCUCCAUCAUGAAAAUACAACAAUUUGGCUCCAGCGGGACGGGUUCAAUAGGGGACGCAGUGCGGGGUGUGGCGUACGCGAUGCUGCAUGGUGUGGAAGUGAUAAACAACAGCUGGGGUGCAACGGAAACGACUGAUUCGUUGCAACUGUUGAUGGAGAGGUCUCAGGCCAUGCGGGGAGGGUUAGGGACCCUUAUUGUUAAUGCUGCAGGGAACAGCAGCAGCAACAAUGACCUUCUGCCUUUUUACCCCGCAGGCUUCGACUACCCAAAUACCAUUUCGUGA